Messenger RNA from Arachis ipaensis, 2717 nucleotides. Its product is annotated as phosphatidylinositol 4-phosphate 5-kinase 2. Gene Ontology annotation, cellular component: plasma membrane. Gene Ontology annotation, biological process: phosphatidylinositol phosphate biosynthetic process. Lineage: Eukaryota; Viridiplantae; Streptophyta; Magnoliopsida; Fabales; Fabaceae. The record is from RefSeq and is a predicted model, not a curated record. Gene Ontology annotation, molecular function: 1-phosphatidylinositol-4-phosphate 5-kinase activity; ATP binding.
AGAAGGGCAUGCAAUGAGGCAAUCCACAUAGAGUGUAGAGUAGAUCCCUACGAAUACUAAUAUUAACAGUGUAAUACCUGUGGGCGCGGGGGAUACACAAUAGUGGUACCAAAAUUCACGUGGAAUUUGGUAGAGCCUAUGUCUAUGUAUGUUGUAUGUUGGGAAGGGAGAGUGAGCGAGUGAGAGUGAGAGGGUAUUAGCGAUCCCCAAUGUGGAAGGCACCACUAACCAAGAUAGCUUUACCUAUGCCUUAGCCCUUAGCACUUCACUUUCCGGCAACUCAUCUUCGCCGCCGCCGGUCAUAACAAUGCAAGAGGGCCUCUUAACUCUCUCUCACCAAGACAUUCAUCUAAACCCUAACAACUCUGCUACUCCAAAGAAGAAAAAAUCGCAGCAGCACUCACACACACUCACAACAACCGACAACCUUCUUCUCCCUUCAGCCUGCAUACAACCUGCUCGGACACGAUCCCAACCGGCCUCUCGCCGAGUCUCUCCCUCCUCCUCCUCCGCCGCCGACGACUCCCCUACCCCCGCCGCCAGAGAGAAGACACUUCCCAACGGCGACAUCUACAUCGGCACCCUGUCUGGGAACGCUCCUCAUGGCGCCGGAAAGUACCUAUGGUCCGAUGGCUGCAUGUACGAGGGAGAGUGGCGGAGAGGCAAGGCCUGCGGCAAAGGAAGGUUCUCGUGGCCCUCCGGCGCCACCUACGAGGGAGACUUCAAGUCCGGUCGGAUCGAUGGCUUCGGCUCCUUCAUUGGAGUCGACGGCGACAUGUACCGCGGAUCAUGGGUCGCCGACAGAAAGCACGGCUUCGGUGAGAAACGCUACGGCAACGGAGACGUGUACCAAGGUUGGUGGAAGUGCAACUUGCAGGACGGCGAGGGAAGGUACGUGUGGAGGAACGGAAAUGAGUAUAUCGGAGAGUGGAAGAACGGUGUCAUUUCGGGGAAAGGUAUUUUGGUUUGGGCGAAUGGGAACCGCUACGAAGGUUUCUGGGAAGAAGGAGUGCCCAAAGGGAAGGGUGUGUUCACUUGGGGCGAUGGAAGCGGAAGAAGCUGUGCCGGUAACUGGGGGAAGGAGUUUGUCAAUGAAGAAGGGAAGAAGAGCGUGCGCUGUUCGGUCGAUGGUGGCAGAAGGAGCGUCAGUUUUCCCAGGAUUUGCAUUUGGGAGCUUGAUGGUGAAGCUGGUGACAUUACCUGUGACAUUGUUGAUAAUGCCGAAGCUUCUAUGUUUUACAGGGACGGCAGCGAGUCUGAGAAUGGUGGAGAGAGUAGUAGCUGCGGGGUUUCUUCUCAGAAGAGUCCUUGUUGGUCUCUUGAUGGUGAUUUCAAGAAACCAGGUCAAACUGUGUCCAAGGGGCACAAGAACUAUGAUUUGAUGGUUAAUCUUCAACUUGGUAUCAGGUACACUGUUGGAAAGUAUACCCCCAUCGUGCGAGAUCUCCGGCCAGGGGAUUUCGAUCCGAACGAGAAAUUCUGGACGAGAUUCCCGCCGGAAGGGUCCAAGGUUACGCCUCGGCAUCAGUCAAUGGACUUCAGGUGGAAAGACUAUUGUCCCAUGGUGUUCAGACAUCUAAGGGAAUUAUUUGCCAUAGAUCCUGCGGACUACAUGCUUGCCAUUUGCGGAAGUGACACACUCAGAGAGAUGUCUUCUCCUGGCAAAAGUGGAAGCUUGUUUUAUCUCACUCAAGAUGACAGAUUCAUAAUCAAGACCGUCAAGAAAUCUGAGGUCAAGGUUCUCAUUAGGAUGCUUCCAAGUUACUAUCAGCAUGUUUGUCAGUACAAGAACUCCCUGGUAACAGCAUUCCUUGGGGUACAUUGUGUCAAGCCUGUUGGGGGUCAAAAGACUCGGUUCAUCGUAAUGGGAAAUGUAUUUUGUUCGGAGUAUCGCAUCCAUAAGAGGUUUGACCUCAAAGGUUCUUCUUAUGGCCGGAUAACAGAUAAGCCCCAGGAGGAGAUUGACGAGACUACCACUCUCAAGGACCUUGAUCUCAAUUUUGUCUUUCGCCUAGAACAGUCGUGGUUUCAAGAGCUUAAAUGGCAACUUGAUAGAGACACUGAGUUCCUGGAAGCAGAGGGGAUCAUGGAUUACAGUCUUCUCAUUGGCGUUCAUUUUCGUGAUGAUUGCUCAUUUGAUGAAUUGAAAACCUCACCAGAUGAUUUGAGGGGAGCCGGCAAGAGAGAUGCCCAUGAUGAUGAGGUGCUCAUAUGCAGGGGACCUCUAAUCCGGCUUGGAAUGAACAUGCCUGCAAGAGCUGAGAGAGUGUGUAAGGGUGGUGGAUUGGAUCAGUUGGUGGUGGCAGGUAGUGGUGGUGGGAGUAGUAGCAACUCAACUCCUUCAGAGAGUAGCAGUGAGAUCUCUGAUGUAAUCCUCUACUUUGGUAUCAUUGACAUUUUACAAGACUAUGAUAUUAGCAAAAAGCUAGAGCAUGCAUACAAGUCACUGCAAGUGGAUCCCACUUCCAUCUCAGCCGUUGAUCCUAAGCUAUACUCCAAAAGGUUCAGGGAUUUCAUACACAGAAUCUUUGUAGAGGACACAUGAUAUGCUUGGGGGAAUAAGACCACUGGAAAAACCAUGAGCAUUCCUUGUAAAAAUGGUUGCUUGUCUAAGUUGGAAUUGGAGGCCCUGCAACAUUCUUGGUGGGAAAAUUUUUCUCAUAGCCAUUGCAAAAUACAAUGGUUGAAAUAGAUGGCGGGAGAAAACUUCCACAACA